This is a messenger RNA of Tripterygium wilfordii, 4609 nucleotides long. RefSeq lists its product as uncharacterized. NCBI's taxonomy places the organism in Eukaryota, Viridiplantae, Streptophyta, Magnoliopsida, Celastrales, Celastraceae. The record is from RefSeq and is a predicted model, not a curated record. The transcript is spliced from 6 exons. Bases 1247 to 4054 code for a protein of 935 amino acids.
ACCAUGUAUUUACAAUUUUGCCAUCCAUUUUCUCUACUCACUUAAUAUAAUACCUCUGGAAACCAAAAAGUACAUUACACAAUCCCCAGACAUUUUUCUGGGUGAUAUGCAUAGAAAUGGAUUUUAGUCAGAAAGAACAACGAGAUGGGGAAUCCCCAGACAUUUUUCUGGGUUAUCUGCGUAGAAAUGGGUUUUAGUCAGAAAGGGAGAUGGAGGUGGUUAGUUUGAUGAUGGCUCGACGUGGAAUUUGCAGAGAAGAAAUCUCUCUUUCCUUGUACAGAAAGCUCUCUCUUUCCUUAUUUCUCUCUCUCAAGAUGGGCCCAGCAAGAUGAUCAAUCCAUACCCAUCUGUCACGUAUUCUCUCUUUCUCCUUCUACCUCUUCUCUCUGCCAACAACUUUGUAAAGCACUCAACUUCCACUUUGACACUCCUCUCCCUCUCUCUGGCUUCUUCCUCCACUUUAUAAAGUCUUCCUUGCCUGUCCCGUAAGAAUUUUCGCCUUAAUAAAGUAAUGGGUUGAUGCUAGAUAAGCAUUUGCCAGUCUUUUUCGUUGUCAAAAGAUACCCACCCACUUUGAAAAAAAAAAAUCUUGUUUUUGGCUCUGUCUGUACAUGUUGCUGUUGAACUGUAAUUUGGGUUUCAUUUCCCUGCCUUUGUAGUUCUUCUUCUAGAAUUUUUUGACGUUUUUGAUUAAUUUGGGGAAAAUGGAUUUGGUCCUUGUAUGUUGACACUCCGCAGUGAAGUGGAGGUAUUUUCUGUCAUUUCGUUCCUUUUAAUAAGAUAACAUUGUGGGAGAGACUUCAUAUACCUGAAUUGUCUCUUUGAUUGAAAUAAGUUCAUCGAUUCCCUGUUGAAUGAGUGCCUUUGGGAUUUGGUAUCAGCGAUUCAGCAUCCAAUUUGGUGGUGUUGGAGUGAAUUGUUGAGCUAUGACCCAAUAAUGGUCAUUCAUUGUAGCUGGUCUUUAUGUUGAAGUGAAGAUCAAGUCCUCAUAGGCUCUUAGAAUCGUGGGCGAUGAUUAUGGAAGCUAAGGGAAGGCUUUGAUACCUUGCCAUCCAAAGAAAGCUGUAUCCAAGCUGUUAAGAAAAAUUGGGUUUUUGUUGGCUUUCUUUACAUGGUUGGAAACUCGAACUCAAUUACUGCUCUUCUCAAACCACAUUGAAAUUGAAGACCCUGAUUUUAAGAUUUCCUGUGGGCACACACUGGUGAAAUAUUUGGAUAAAGCAAACUGAGUAAUCAUCCAUUUAUUAUGGGAAAGAGAUCGCAAAGACACCCUGUUCGAUAUGAAAAGGAUCCAUCAGGAUGUAUGUGGGGUUUGAUUGGUAUCUUUGAUUUUCGUCAUGGUCGAACAACUCAGAAGUUGGUCACAGAUAGGAGACGUGGUGGCAGGCAUGCCUCUGGUGCUGCAAAUUCAAGAAAUAAGCAUGACAAGUUGAUUCAUCUCAAUGAAAACUGUCAAGGAACCCCUGAUGGUGAAGAGGGUGCAAAGCUGGUGGCUGAUGCUAAUAAACCUAGUGUGAAGGAACUUAUAGAAGAAGAAAUGUUCAGUGAUCAAGACACCGGGAAAGAGGCUAGUAGUGCUUUAGAAAAGAGAAAAACUGACACAGAAAAUGGCAGCCAAAACAAGAGGAACCACAAGAAAACAAACGGAACUCACAGUAGAAGUUGUGAUAUAGAUGCUGCUAAAAAUUUGGAACCUGAGCACAGUUGUCUGGAGAAGUUGGAGAAAGAAUUUAUAAAUCAUGUCGAUAUGGAAAAAAUAAUGGAGAAGUUGUGCCAGCGGAUCAAAUUAAUGAGUUCUUUGAACCAUGAGCAACAUGCUGAAGUUAAUUCACAGCCAAACCAAAAGAUUCAGGACCUGAAAGAAAAAAUGGGCAGGGUGAUCGAGUUGUUUAUAACUCAAGAGAUCAUUAGUGUGAAUCAUAUCGCAGAAGAUGGGGAUGUUCACCUUCCUGAGAAUCUUAUUAAUGUACUUCAGAUAUUGUGUGCAGAUGAUGAAUUGUUUCUAAAACUUGUGCAAGAUCCAUCAUCAAUUUUGAUUAAGUAUGGUCAUUGCAUGCAAAAUACUUCGGUGGAGGAAGGAGAAGACUCAAAGACACUUGUAGGACCUAAAGUGUCAGACCACGAGCCCAGAAACUCAAGACAAUCCGAUGAGCUUGUCAAGCGUAAACAGCGUAAAUUUUUCAGGAGAAAGGCCAAGUCUAUGGAAAUUCCCGUAUCAAAGGGAAGUAUGACUUCUCCCCAAGCUUCAAAUACAAUCAUUAUAUUGAAGCCAGCCUUGCAAAAUUCAGAAACUGAAAGCUGUAUUGGUUCAUCACCAGAUUCUCAUCCCAUCGUCAGAAACAAAGGUCCAAGUGAAAGAAUUGGUUCCCAUUUUUUUAUCACUGAAAUUAAAAGAAAGUUGAAAAAUGCUAUGGGAAAGGAGAGGCCCGAAAUCUACACUGAUGACGUUCUAAGAACUUCAUAUGAGAGUCAUCAUUUGGGGGCUAAUGACAAAGGAACAAAGGAAAACGUUGGAAUGAGUUCACCAAGAAAAGAACACUUUAUUGAAAGAAUCGCCAGACCUUCCACAGGCUUCAAAAAAGGAGACAAGAUCAGCAAGCUGAAACACUGUGAAACAGCUGUGGAAAAUGAAGCUGCUAGGUUUUCCAAGCAAAGAAUGUCUAAUAUCUAUGUUGAGGCCAAGAAACAUUUUUCUGAGAGGCUAAAUAUGAGGGAUGGGGAUGUUGUCUCUUCCAGCAGACAAGUUCCCAAAACCCUUGGUAGGAUUCUCUCCCUUCCUGAGUAUAACGCUUCUCCUUUUGGUAGCCCUGGGAGAGACUGGGGGCAUGGUUUCGUGACUGCACAAAUGAGAUUGACCAACUCUGACAAAUGUCAAAAGCAUGAGAAUGGUUUCAGCCAUGAGGCUCUGUUGGCACAAAACUUAGAAAGUCAAUCCAGCAUCUCUGAUGCCAAUGCUGAUAAUGCAGUACAACCUCGUCCUAACCCAACUAUGGAGAACGUGAGUGAGGUUGUUAUUGAUAAUGAAGGUACCAUUUCUUCAGUUAUGGACAAGUUGACUUGUCAAGGUGAUGAGAUUUGUAGAUCAGCCGAUAUUGCCGUCGAGGAAGAAAUUAUAUCCUUCAGUACUCCUCCUCAACCAAGCGUCUCUACAGACAUUACUAUAGAUGAACAAGAUGGUGAUAUCUGUGAAGCAUGUGAUGAACAAAAAAAUUCAGAAUGCCAGGAGACCUGUGAAGGGAAAGAACAAACAUUUUCUCCACCAGCAUCUCCAUCCAAUGCUUCAAUAACCAAGGCAGUUGAAGAUGUAGAGACUACUGUGUAUAUACCAGAGCGACCAAGUCCAGUAUCUGUUCUUGAGCCGCUGUUCACAGAGGAUGAUAUCAGCCCCUCAAGCACAAAGUCCGAAUCUGCUGAACUUCCAGUGCAACCACUACGAAUUCAAUUUGAAGAGUGUGACUCGUCGACUACAGAAGACAUCCAUUUGAAGACUUGUGUGGACGACAGUGAGCAAAUUGUUGAGUACAUAAGAGCGGUGCUGCAGGCCUCAGACUUGAAGUGGGAUGAAGUAUAUUUAAUGUCCAGUACUUCAGAACAGCUUCUUGAUCCAUUAUUGUUUGAAGAGCUGGAAAUCUCUUCCGAUCAGCUUUGUCACGACAGGAUGCUGCUCUUUGAUUGUAUUAAUGAAGUUCUCGUGGACUUGUAUCAGCCCUACUUUGGUUGCUCCCCUUGGUCAUCAUUUGUGAAACUGAGUAUUAGGCCUGUCCUUGAGAUGAAAAACGCUACUCUUGAGGUUUGGAAGGGAGUUAAUUGGCAUCUAAUCCCAUUGCCGCUGCCUCACACUUUGGAUCAGAUUCUCAAAAAGGACAUGGCUAAAACUGGAACAUGGAUGGAUCUUCGAUUUGAUACUGAAAGUAUCGUUUUUGAGAUGGGUGAAGUCAUUUUUGAAGAACUGAUGGAAGAUACCGUGCUAAGCUGUAUAAAUGGAAGUUCAGAAACUGGUGAACUGUUGCUUCUGGAUGAGAUAAAGGAAAACAGAAAUGCUGUGAUUACUUGAUAGACAAACAAAUCAUGUAUCUGUGUACAAAUAAUUGACCUGCCCUGCGUCUGAGUGGGAAGGAGAAAAUAAGCAAGUAAUUUCUUGUGCAUAUGAAGGAUAGGAGUGCCACCAAGACAGGAGGGACCUCAUCUAACAUUCUCGAGCUGUCCAGUUUACAACUUCACAUUGUGUUUGCUUAUUCUUGGAAGAGAUCCUAUUGCAGGAAUGAUGGGCAGACAUUGCGGAACUGCCCGUACAAGUUCUUUUCUUCUUAUACAGAAAAAGAAAUAUUCCAUUAAGCUUUUGAUGAUGUUGAUAAUGAGAGAUGACAACUUGGUCGUUCUUACUUCUUACCAUUGUAGAAUAUGUGGAGUUUGGUGUGUGCAUUGAGGUUUUCUGGGUUUCCCCUUGCUUCAUUUAUUUCUUUUGUUGACCUUUCUGGGCUUUUGCUGCUGUAUUUACAAAAUUUGAAGUGUUGUGAAUGGUGACUACUACUUUACAUGACUCUGUAAUAGUAAUUUCAUAGUAGCUGUUGUUGUGGUUUAAGCUAAUAAAAAUCAAAAUAGAGGAAAA